AUGAGUACCAAUGAUCGAAUCCCAUCCAAUUUACCGAUUCUUGAUUCGAAGAAUUACGACAAGUGGUCCAAACAAAUGAAGGUCUUGUUUGGAUAUCAAGAAGUUCUCGAUAUCGUCAACAAUGGUGUCACACCUCUUGGGGCUGAACCUACUGCUGCACAUCAAGCCACUUUCAGGGAAGAGAAGAAGAAAGAUUACAAAGCUCUCUUCUUGAUACACUCUUGUGUCGAUGGUGAUAAUUUCGAAAAGGUCGGUGAUUGCGAGUCCGCGAGGCAAGCUUGGUUAAUUCUUGAGAAAUCAUAUGUUGGGGCUGCGAAGGCAAAGAUUUCGAAGGACCUUACGUCGCUGAGCAAGGAUGAGCUUCAAAGUUCCCUAGAAGCACAUGAACAAAGAAUGGACGAGGGAGGAAGCGAUAAGGCAAAGGCGGAGUUAGCUUUGCAAGUUCGUUUCAAUGAAAGGAGUAAUGGUUCGAAAGGGAAAUGGCCUUCGAAAGGGAAGCAAGGCGAUGGUGAACCUAAACAUUCGAAGGGACAAAAGGGUGAAAGCAGCAACUCAAACGGUUAUGGUGAUCGGAGCAACGCGAGAGGUGGAAAACCAAGAGACAUGAGCAAAAUACAAUGCUGGAAAUGCAAGAAACUUGGGCAUUUUCAAGCAAAGUGUGGUGCUAAACAGCUUGAAACUAAAGGGGAUGAAGCCAAGGUUGCUAGGCAAGAGGUGGAUGAUGAAGCCACACUCUUAAUGAUGAUUACCGAUGAGUGCGAAGGCAUGACAGAGGUGCUGGACAGCAGCUGCAAGUCACGGGACAGCAGCUGCAAGUUACGGGACAGCAGCUGCAGCAGUGCAGAAAAAGCGACAGUUUUGAGUUCGGAAUAA
This is a messenger RNA of Vicia villosa (hairy vetch), 873 nucleotides long. RefSeq lists its product as uncharacterized. Bases 1 to 873 code for a protein of 290 amino acids. The record is from RefSeq and is a predicted model, not a curated record. Gene Ontology annotation, molecular function: zinc ion binding; nucleic acid binding. NCBI's taxonomy places the organism in Eukaryota, Viridiplantae, Streptophyta, Magnoliopsida, Fabales, Fabaceae. The transcript has 2 exons.